This is a messenger RNA of Fomitopsis serialis, 753 nucleotides long. RefSeq names its product ubiquitin-conjugating enzyme. The coding region runs from base 64 to 579 and encodes 171 amino acids. Gene Ontology annotation, biological process: DNA repair; protein polyubiquitination; proteasome-mediated ubiquitin-dependent protein catabolic process. Gene Ontology annotation, molecular function: ubiquitin conjugating enzyme activity. The record is from RefSeq and is a predicted model, not a curated record. Lineage: Eukaryota; Fungi; Basidiomycota; Agaricomycetes; Polyporales; Fomitopsidaceae. The transcript is spliced from 3 exons. Gene Ontology annotation, cellular component: HULC complex.
UCUCGGGCUGAGGGCCACUCGUUCUCUCCUUCCUCUCCCAUCGCGCCUCCGACACAUACGGCCAUGUCUACCAAUUGCCGUCGCAGACUCAUCCGCGACUUCAAGCGCCUCUCCACCGACCCGCCAGGCGGGAUCUCAGGCAGCCCAUGUCCGGAUAACAUUAUGCUCUGGAACGCGGUCAUCUUUGGCCCAGCGGACACACCGUUCGAGGACGGCACCUUCAAGCUCCUCCUCACCUUCGACGAGUCCUACCCGAACAAGCCACCCACCGUCAAGUUCCUCUCACGCAUGUUCCACCCCAACGUCUACGCCAACGGCGAGCUCUGCCUCGACAUCCUCCAGAAUCGGUGGUCGCCCACCUACGACGUCGCCGCCAUCCUGACCUCCAUCCAGAGCCUCCUCCACGACCCCAACCCCAACUCCCCCGCGAACGCCGAGGCCGCACAGCUCUAUCGCGAAAACAUGAAGGAGUAUGUGCGACGUGUGCGUGCGACUGUCGAGGAGAGCUGGCUAGAUCCGGAGGAGCAGCAGGCCUUGGACGCGGAGGAUGCCGGUGCGGCGACGGAGGCGAGUGGCUGAGGGGCGUGGAAAGUGGUAUUGACCGGAAGAUGUAUGUACUCGGAAUCCUCACUUGUAUCGCUGGUGUAUGAUCGUAAUCAUUUGUAGUUAUCGUCAUCGCAUCACGUCUCGUCUGUAACCCUAGUCUAACGCAUGUAAGUUCUGCAAUCUCAUUGCUAUCAUACGCAAUCCUGU